UACAAAUCAAUUCAAUAACUAUCAUUCAAAUGACAUCAUGUUCAAAAUAAAUUAAACACAAAUAUAAAAAUGAAGCUAAUUUUUGGAAACUGUGUGAUUCCAAGGACGACAGAAAUAUAAAACAGAUUCAUGUGUGUUGUUCCGCGAAGCCAAAUGUUUGAAUGUAUAUAGUGUGUUAUUCAAACAUUCCUAGUAUUUCUAUAUUAUACAAUAUGACUCACAAACGAUUCUAAUAUCUAGAGUUUUGAUGCCGCGUCCUCAGUUUGACGCGAUAGUUCAACACGCACGACUUGUGUUUCUUUUUGUAUCAGUGUUAAUACCAAUUUCAACAAUGGCGGAUCCCCAGGAAUUGUCUACAAGUAUUAACCAGUUUGCUGGAAGCCUGUACAAUACGGUUGCUUCUGGCAACAAAGACAAUCUCAUCAUGUCCCCAUUGUCUGUACAAACUGUUCUAUCCCUGGUGUCAAUGGGAGCUGGUGGUAAUACUGCCACACAAAUAGCUGCUGGUUUACGUCAGCCUCAAUCAAAAGAAAAAAUUCAAGAUGACUACCAUGCAUUGAUGAACACUCUUAAUACACAAAAAGGUGUAACUCUGGAAAUUGCCAACAAAGUUUACGUUAUGGAAGGCUAUACAUUGAAACCCACCUUCAAAGAAGUUGCCACCAACAAAUUCUUAGCUGGAGCAGAAAACUUGAACUUUGCCCAAAAUGCUGAAAGCGCUAAAGUUAUCAACACUUGGGUUGAAGAAAAAACUCAUGACAAAAUUCAUGAUUUGAUCAAAGCCGGUGAUCUAGACCAGGAUUCAAGAAUGGUUCUUGUCAAUGCAUUGUACUUCAAGGGUCUUUGGGAGAAACAAUUCAAGAAGGAAAACACUCAAGACAAACCUUUCUAUGUUACUGAAACAGAGACAAAGAAUGUACGAAUGAUGCACAUUAAGGAUAAAUUCCGUUAUGGAGAAUUUGAAGAAUUAGAUGCCAAGGCUGUAGAAUUGCCCUACAGGAACUCAGAUUUGGCCAUGUUAAUCAUUUUGCCAAACAGCAAAACUGGUCUCCCCGCUCUUGAAGAAAAAUUACAAAAUGUUGACUUGCAAAACUUGACUCAACGCAUGUACUCUGUUGAAGUUAUUUUGGAUCUGCCUAAAUUCAAGAUUGAAUCUGAAAUUAAUUUGAAUGAUCCUCUGAAAAAGUUGGGUAUGUCUGAUAUGUUUGUUCCUGGAAAAGCUGAUUUCAAAGGAUUGCUUGAAGGAUCUGAUGAGAUGUUAUAUAUUUCUAAAGUAAUUCAAAAAGCUUUCAUUGAAGUAAAUGAAGAAGGUGCUGAAGCUGCAGCUGCCACAGCUUGCCACGUCCGUAUGAAGCGUUCUUUGCUGGUGUCCGAAAACCCUAUUUCAUUUAAUGCUGAUCAUAUGUUUACAUUCAUGAUUGUUGAUAGUGGUGUUUCUAUGUCUAAGCAAACAAAAGUUAUAUUUAGGGGUUGUGUUAGGACCUGUCCUGAAAUAGUUCACACUAGGGAUGAAUUCUAAUUAAUCUCUUUAAUAAUUAUUUGUUGAGAAACAUUAAUAAUUACUCAGGGACAUAUGACGAUCAAACUGACUGUUACUUAUACCAACUUUGAUCAAUAUUUUAAAAAGAUUGUUAUUAUUGUUUGUCUAAUGUAGGUUAAUUAUUCAUGUAAUGAUUCAUUGUUUAUUUGCAUCGAAUCAAUUCAUUAUGUUGGUAGUACAUAAAUAAUGUACGUGACAAGGAGCUCGGGCAUAAGCUUUGUUUAAGACUAUUUUUUAUUUUAAAUUCAAUGUUCAUUUAAAUUUUUAUUGCUUUAAGCAAGAUCAUUUACUCCUACUAUGAAUGAUCCAGUUGACCCUUCCUGAUUUCCUUCAUUUCCAUUUUGUUUCUGUUUCGAUUUUGGUUACGGUAUUAUAGUAUAUUUUUAUAAGGGGUAAAAAUAGAAAAUUACAGUAAUAAGUUAUUUUGUGAUAUUACACUAGCUCGUCCAGUUGCUUAUUAUAUGUGCAAUUUAUAUGUAUCACAUGAAAAUAUUCAUACAAAAUAAGUAUAUAUCUUCGUCCUCAUUGCCUGGUUCUUGUCUUACAAAAUUUGUUAUUGCUUUAAAUAUCUUAUUUCAAUUUCGAUUUCUGUUUUCGUAGGCGUGAUGUUAAUGAUGCGUUGUAUGCCAAUGAUGCCAAUGGCCUUCAAUGCUGAGCAUCCAUUCCUGUACUUCUUACACAGCA
Messenger RNA from Ctenocephalides felis (cat flea), 2224 nucleotides. Its product is annotated as antichymotrypsin-2-like. Lineage: Eukaryota; Metazoa; Arthropoda; Insecta; Siphonaptera; Pulicidae. Gene Ontology annotation, molecular function: serine-type endopeptidase inhibitor activity. The transcript has 7 exons. The record is from RefSeq and is a predicted model, not a curated record. Bases 248 to 1519 code for a protein of 423 amino acids.